CGACGAAAGCGGUUUUGCUCGCGGAUCGUUUUCGUUUUGCCGUUCAAAACAUUGCACUUUACAAUCGUGCGUAAGAGAAUCUGGAGAAAUAUGGAUUUUUAAAAUGUAUUUACUUAGUUAAGCGUCUGAAGCAGUGACGAAACUGUGAGUGCGUGACGAUCGUAUCUUUGGGAUACGUUUUAUGAAUGGCGCGGGUGUGAACGAAUUUCUUCGAGUCAACAAAAAAUCACCAGCGCGAUAAACAGAGGCACACUCACACGAUCGCGAUUAAAAACAACACUCUCCAUUUAACAAUAAAGAAAUCGUUUGUUUUUCGGAAAACAAAUAAGAGAAAAUAUGAGAAACAAGCGUGGAAAUGGCAGUUGCAAAUAAAACAAACGCAUCGUUUGUCAGGCUUGAAUUUCGCACGGUUUCAGCACAUCCCCCCAAAAAAAUAAGAAAAUAAACAUUCCCUUACCCCUUUUUUCGAAAGCAAAGAAAAAAUAUAAAUAAAAACUAUAUACAGGAAAAAUGUAAAGCUAAAUAGUGCAUAAAAAUCGGUUUUCUUUGCGGUUCGAUUCCGUUCUUAUAGAGUGUGCGUGCGUUUCUGCUUCCCCCUAUCUGUCUCCUUCCCUUUCUUCUGGCCCCACCGCCAUCUCUUUCUCUCCUUAGCGAGAGAACUGGGGGAACGCGUGUGCUUUUGUUUUCGAUUACGUUUACUACAUUUUUUGUACGCCCCAUAGAAAAAAACAUGACGAAAUGUUGUUGUUGAAAACGAGAAAUAAAUACAAGUGAUUACAAGAAAUUUAUAAAAUAAACGAAGUAACGAAAAUAAAAGAGAAAUUAUACAUCUCAAGAUAUACGAAAAGAAAAGUAUUGUGAAGAAAUACACAAAAGCGAAAUUCUAUUUGGUGUUUAUGGAAUUUUCAGUGGUGUUGUGAAACCGAAAAAUACGAAAGAAGCAAAAGUUACAGAUACUCUCUUCUCGUGAACCAGCUGCAAACGCAUCUAAAAAGCUUGGACAUUUCGCCGGGACAUUUUGCAUGAAAAUUGCAGCCGAAAAAGAAUCACCCUGCAUGGCUAUACGACAAUGUCCAAUGCUCGCGAGCUGGCAUUGAUCGAGAAAUGGGCUGACAUUGCUACGCCGGCGACGCCGAAUCGGCCGACCUUAUCGCCAACAUCGCCGCCAGCGCUCCAUCGAUCCAUCGUGAAGUUCUGCUGCUGCCCGCAGCGAAGGCGCUACAAUCUCAAGCAGGCCAAGAGCAACAGCAACAACAGCAGCAACAAGUCGACGGUCAACACGCUGCAUGCCAGAAAUAUAUUGGUCGAUAGCGAUUUCAGCUAUAUUGAUGAUGUGCCGCGGCGACGCCAAGAUUGCCACAACGAUUACGACGAUUGCGACUACGACUGUGGCGGCGAUAAAGCAGAAGCCGAUGAUGCCAAUGAUACCGCCGCUGCUCCGAGAGACGACGGAAAUGUGGCGCUGAUAUUAAUGAAUCAACGAAAUCUGGCCGAACAAUGGCGGCAGGACAACAAAGGCAGCAGCAGCAGCAACAAAGUAGCAACAGCAGCAGUAGCAACAGCAGCAGCAGCAACAGCAGCAACAGCAACAGCAGCAGUAACUAAAACUUGCGCUGUCACAAAGAGCCCGCCAAGUGGCAAUGAGCAACAGCAACACCAGCAGCAGCAGCAGCAGCAACGACAACCAACCCAAAGACUAAGCAAUAGCUUGCAACAGCAACAGCAACACCAACAAUUGCAACAGCAACAGCAACAUAGCAAUAAGGAAAAUACACUAAGCUACGACAACAACAACAAGCCGCACUGUAAUUAUUGUAAAUUACCCGACACCGCCGAGCCCCAAACGAAUAGCAACAGCGACUCGAAAAUUGAUUCACCGAAGUCGUCGCAGAAUAAAAUGACAAUUACGACAGCAACAGCAACAGAAACAGAAACAGCAACGGCAACGGCAACGGCGGCAACAGCGACAGCAGCAACACCAGACACACCAGCAACACCUAAGCCCCGCAUUGCAGCCCGUCCGACCACGCCCAGCCGCCUUAAGACUGUGAUCAAAACAACAAUGGUGAAGCGGAGUCCUAGCCAUGACUCAACGGCAACAGCGGCAGCACAUGUGUUGCUGCCAAACAGCUGCAACAGCAACGGCAACAGCAGCAACAUCAGCAACAUCGGAGCCCAUGACGAGCCCAGACGUUCGGUUAGGGAGCGCAUCGCCGCCUUUGCGGCAGGAAAUGAGCCACAGCAACCGGCGACGCGGCAACAUGACAAAGUCAAGAAGUUAACUAAAAUGCAGUGCAAUAGCAAUACAAAUCAAAACAACAUGACGGGCGAGGAUGUGAAAAGUGCAAUUAGCAACGGCAACGCAGGCAGCACUGGCAGCACUGGGAGCACUGGCAGCACAGGCGGCACAGGCAGCGCUGGCAGCACUGGCAGCACUUCAGCUAUCGCCGCUGACACGACGCGCCACAAAUCGGGAUUAAGUGAUGUGCCGGCCAGCGGAGACGUUGAUGGUCUUUCUCGGCCAACUUCAUCUGAAACCACAUCUGCCGUUUCAGCUCCGAGCGUUUUUAGCACCGGUUGUGCAACCAUGCCGCGAACUCGCCAAUACGGAAGCAAUGUUGCUGCCGCCGCGGCGACAGGAGCAACAUCGGCAACGGGAGCAACAACAGGAGCAACUCCUGCCAGCAACAGCAUGACAGCUGAUAAGAAAUUCUUGAGCCAGGCGACGCCCGUUCAGGGGCAUCAUCAUCAUAAGCUGCAAUUUGCCGAUAAGGCCGAGUCCGAAUUGGCCGCACUGGACAGUCUGGACCUGGCCCACAGCCUCGAUUUGCUGGACGUCGAUGGCGAGGAUCCGUAUGGAGCUCUGCAGGAUUACUUGGAGCGUGUCAAGCGGGAAAUCAACGAGGUCUUCGAGCUGCGCAAGGUCCAGCGUUUGGAGCAGCAGCUCCGUGAGCAACUGGAGGAGCGGCUAUCGCAGUCGGGAGUCCAGCAGCUUGAUGAAUUGUCUCGUUCCACGGAAUCAGAUAGCGGCUUUGACAGCAGCAGCACCACAGCCACAUUGGGCACACCAGCUGGAGCUGGAACUGGAGGAGCUGGAGGAGCUGGGGCAGCAGGAGCAGUUACAACGGGCAAGCCAGUGACAACUAAACUUAGGGCCCUGCCUCCGCCGCCCUCAGUCCCACCAAGCCCGACGAAAUCCCUAACCACUCCACCUGUCCAGGCGGACGAUGUUAACAUUUGGGCCUGCAAGUUCCUACGCGAUCUGGACAGCCUGAUGGCCUCGGGCGAUAAGCUGCCCCCGCAUCUGGCAGCCCUGGCCGAAGGAUCCGGUUCCGGUUCGGCCAGCAGUUCGCCCACCUCCAGGACGGCGCCCCUCCUCCUGUCCGCCGCCGCCUCGGCGGCCAUCCAGAGUCGCUACGGCAAGGGCUCAUCCAUCAUGGAGCACCAGCUUCAGCAACAGCAGCAGCAGAACGGACUCGUCUUGAAACCGGAGAAACAC
This is a messenger RNA of Drosophila suzukii, 3499 nucleotides long. Lineage: Eukaryota; Metazoa; Arthropoda; Insecta; Diptera; Drosophilidae. The record is from RefSeq and is a predicted model, not a curated record.